Molecule: messenger RNA, 312 nt
Organism: Haemonchus placei
Lineage: Eukaryota; Metazoa; Nematoda; Chromadorea; Rhabditida; Trichostrongylidae
Source: the annotation of a GenBank genome assembly
CCAGGAUUUCCAAAUCAGUAUUACAACAAUCUCGACUGCUACUAUCAACUGAGAAGCCCUGCCAGUACGUAUAUCACUAUCACAUUCGAUCCUGUCAAGAUAGAAAACUAUUUCGACUAUGUCGAGAUAUUCGAUGGCGGAAAUAAAACAAAAUUGAUUGGACACAAGAAUACAUUUGAAAGCACAACGAAUAAUAUGCUUGUCUACUUUCAUACGGACAGUAUGGUCACAGAUGUCGGAUGGUCAGCUCAAUGGAGUGCAAAAACUACCAACCAUGGCUGUCGUUGCUUACUAAAAACGCGUUUUGUGUAG